This is a messenger RNA of Suillus plorans, 591 nucleotides long. RefSeq lists its product as uncharacterized. The transcript has a single exon. NCBI's taxonomy places the organism in Eukaryota, Fungi, Basidiomycota, Agaricomycetes, Boletales, Suillaceae. The record is from RefSeq and is a predicted model, not a curated record. Bases 1 to 591 code for a protein of 196 amino acids.
AUGUCUUGCACUUCCUGCAACCAUGUGGCACCAUCAGCCAUAUUUUUGGAACAGUCUCUCUCAGAUAAGCUUCCUAUGUGCACCAACUGUCCAACAUUCACCCACAGUUAUGGACAUUGUGACAUUAGACGUCCAAAUAUUGUGGUUUGUAAAGAGGAGCAGCCGAAUUUACAUUCACUUCUAGCUCAUGAUGAGGAUCUUGUGGAUGUAGUGUUGGCUGUGGGUGUUCAUCCCAUUCCUAACUCCAACCUUCCUGCUAUCGCCAAACAAAUCACUCAAGCUGCAUAUUCCAGAGCUCAGGGAGGAGUUCCUACAUCUAUCUUGAUAAAUCUGGAUAUAUCUGCUUUGGAGAGAACUGGAAUUCAAGAUCUCUUCCAAAUUUCUAUGGCCCUAGAUUUGCAAGAGUUUUUUGGACACAUUAUUCUUGCUGCCCAUCAAGAUGCUAUCCAUAAUCCUGCCAGCAAUACCAUGCUGAUAUCCAAGAGCCUAGUGCUUAAUGAGGAAGGAAAAGAAGGAGAUGUUGAUGCUGAUGAUAGUAACAACCACAAGUUAUUGCUGACUUUGACACCUUGGUAUUUUUCUGAUCUUUAG